GAAAUGCCUAUCAUCUGGGAUCUAAUGCCAAGUUUCGACAAAGAAAAAGGGGACUACCGCUACAACAAGAUUCGCAGGAGACGGAACGGGGCCGAAUACUACUGGGAAAGCAAGUUUGGGUGGUUGCUUCGCAAACUUGACAGGAUGAACAUCCAGCUGCAGCCGUUCGAGAAGAAGCUGUACGAGGAACACCCAGCCACGACCAACCGGUCGUCGGCCGAAGUGGCCGCAUACAGAAGGGCCAACGGGAUUUCGGUGAAACUGAGCGACGUGCCGAAGCCCAUCCUCGCCUUCGAAGAGUCCAACUUCCCCGACUUCAUCGUCCAGAGCAUCGAGGCGCGACGCGACUGCACUUCGCCCACGUGCAUCGAGGCACACUGCUGGCCCAUCGCACUCACGUGCAGGAACUUUCUGGGCAUCGCGGAGACGGGAUCGCACAAGACGCUCGCCUACGUCCUGCCGGCAGUCAUCCACGUCAGCCGGCAGCCGCCCCUGCAACACGCUGACGGACCCAUCGCCGUCGUGUUGGCUCCGACACGAGAGCUGGCCAAGCAGAUUCACCUCGUGUGCUCAGAGCUCGGUGAGCGCGCCGGAGUGCGCAGUGUGUGCGCCUCGAACGGGGAGCCCAAAGAAGAUCAGUACGACGAGCUGAGGAAGGGCUGCCACAUCUGCGUGGCCACGCCUCGACGCCUCAUCGAGUUCCUCGAGGAAGGCAAGGUGAACCUGCGCCGCUGCACGUACCUCGUGCUGGACGAGGUAGACCGAAUGCUGGCAAUGGGUUUCAAGCCCCACGUCCUCAAAAUUACCGAGCUCUGCCGGCCGGACCACCAGACGAUAAUGUGGGUCACAUCCUGGCAAAGCGAGCUCAAGCCGUUUGUCGAGGAUCUGCUUGACGACUACGUCGAAGUCAAGUUCGGUACGGUGCAGCUACCCGCUCAAAACGGCGUGGAAAUGACCGUCGACGUGUGCCAGGAGGAAGAGAAGGAUGGGAAACUCGCCGAGCUCUUGGACGAGGUCCUCAAGGAGAAGUCAAAGAAAGCCGUUGUGUUCACUGACACGGGGAGGAAGGCCGACGAGAUUGCCUGGAAGCUGCGACUCCGGGGAUGGUCUGCCAUCGGCCUUCACGGAAAGAAGACGAAAGAGUAGCGCGACUGGGUCGUUUCCAUGUUCAGGAUAGGUUCGUCAAGCGUGCUCGUGACGACGGGCAAGGUUGCGCAGGACUUGGUCUUCGACAACCUGUGCGUGGUCGUCAACUACGACUGCCCGGACUGCUCGGAGGUCUACGCGCGCAGGUCGAGCCACGUGGCACGCUCAGGUGAACCAGGCGUGGUGCACACCUUCGUCCUUCCGACCCAGCAGCUGCACGCCACGAACCUGAUCGCAAUUCUGGAGGACGCUAAUCAUCCGGUUGAGCCAGAACUCUACAAAAUUGCAAAAAAAAAGGUCGUUCCAAACCAUGAAGAGGUUAACACCGGCGGGGCGGCGAUGUGCUCAGCGUGACGGCGGACCUUAAAAAGAGCUCGGAGCCCUUAAGAAUGCUCUUAAAAUUGCCUGCCUCUGCUUAACUAAUGCAAAAGGCAGCAUUCUGCUUAGUUAACUCUAAGCCAUGCAGAACAUAUAUAACCGUAUAUAAGCUUAAGUCUGCUGAUUUUAAUUAGUUUAUUAUUUGGAAUUAUUGAAAUAUUGGGCACAAAAUAA
Messenger RNA from Dermacentor silvarum, 1698 nucleotides. Its product is annotated as probable ATP-dependent RNA helicase DDX5. NCBI's taxonomy places the organism in Eukaryota, Metazoa, Arthropoda, Arachnida, Ixodida, Ixodidae. Bases 4 to 1146 code for a protein of 380 amino acids. Gene Ontology annotation, cellular component: nucleus; cytoplasm; ribonucleoprotein complex. The transcript has a single exon. The record is from RefSeq and is a predicted model, not a curated record. Gene Ontology annotation, molecular function: RNA binding; RNA helicase activity; ATP binding.